Molecule: messenger RNA, 2276 nt
Organism: Loxodonta africana (African savanna elephant)
Lineage: Eukaryota; Metazoa; Chordata; Mammalia; Proboscidea; Elephantidae
Gene: UBE2V1
Product: ubiquitin conjugating enzyme E2 V1
Exons: 4
Coding region: 328-645 (105 amino acids)
Biological process (GO): DNA damage tolerance; protein K63-linked ubiquitination
Cellular component (GO): nucleus
Source: RefSeq, a predicted model, not a curated record
CCGGGUGGCGUGAGGGGCCCGCUCGGAGGACUGCCGGUGCACUGCGGCGCUGCUCAGAGCCGGAGUGGGGAUGACGGACGAGCCCAGAGGGCACUGCUGAGGAAGCCGAGACUGGCGGCCUUUUUGGGGAGAUCGAGGUGUUCCCUAGGGGACGAGGAGGCGCCCCAGGGCGGACGGAAGUCCACUACUGGGUGCGGGAGGUCCUGGUGAGGGGGAAGCCUUGGAGUAAAAGUCCCUCGCAAUUUCCGACUGUUGGAAGAACUCGAAGAAGGCCAGAAAGGAGUAGGAGAUGGCACAGUUAGCUGGGGUCUAGAAGAUGACGAAGACAUGACACUUACAAGAUGGACAGGGAUGAUAAUUGGGCCUCCAAGAACGAUUUAUGAAAACCGGAUAUACAGCCUUAAAAUAGAAUGUGGACCUAAAUACCCAGAAGCACCCCCCUUUGUAAGAUUUGUAACAAAAAUUAAUAUGAAUGGAGUUAAUAGUUCUAAUGGAGUGGUGGACCCAAGAGCCAUAUCAGUGCUAGCAAAAUGGCAGAAUUCAUAUAGCAUCAAAGUUGUCCUGCAAGAGCUCCGGCGCCUAAUGAUGUCUAAAGAAAAUAUGAAACUCCCCCAGCCGCCUGAAGGACAGUGUUACAGCAAUUAAUCAAAAAGAAAAACCACAGGCCCUCCCCUUCCCCCCAUUCGAUGUAAGCAGUCUUCAUUUCCACAGUAGUAAAUUUUCUAGAUUACGUCUUGUAGACCUCAAAGUACUGGGAAGGAAGCUCCCAUUCAAAUGCAAUUAUCUUAAGAUACUGUAAAUGAUACUAAUUUUGUGUCCAUUUGAAACAUAUAAGUUGUGCUAUAACAAAUCAUCCUGUCAGGUGUAACCACUGUCCACGUAGCUGAACUCCUGGGAUCAAGAAAGUAUAUUUAAAUUGAUCCCCAUCGUAACUGGUGGGGCACAUCUAACUCAACUGUGAAAAGACACAUCACACAAUCACCUUGCUGCUGAUUACAUGGCCUGGGGUCUCUGCCUUCUCCCCUUUCCCUUCCCCCUGCCUUCAUCCCUCUCUCCCUGCAACAGCCCUCCAGCUUGGGGUGGCUUGUUAGACUAGAUGUGAAGGUUCCGAGUCACAGCCUAUGGGACUACUGCUGGGUGUGUGGGGUGCUUAAGUCUUAAAGGAUGCCCCCCAUUCCAAGCCAUUGUCCUUCCCCACUCUCUGCCACUGCUGCCCUUGGCCGAAGCAUAGAUUGUAAUCCCCUCUGCUGCUCCCCUCUGAAAUUGGCCUUUGGUGAGGAAUUCAGGGCUUUCCCCAUAUCUUCUCUCCCGCCCCACCACCUGAUCGAGGGGUGCUGCUUUUUCCUUCCUCCUCCCAAAGCCCCUUCCUGCACCGUCACCACCCCACACUGUCUGUGACACUUCCUUGCUUUGGCCAGGAGCCAUCAGGUAAGGCUGGAAAGAGGCUCAGACCUCCUUCAUUUAGUUUUGUAACCACGUUGAUUUACUCUCUACCAGCCUGGGACACGACUAUGAGGUCCCCAGCCCUGCCACCCUCUGCUGUCACUGUUAGUUGAUGCAUUGUUUCAGCUCAGGUUUUGAUGGUGGUGACCAGAAAAGUCACCAGGGUUACCAGACCUGCCAGCUCUCAGAGUCCUUGAUGGUUAAACUUGGAGAAAGGCCACAGGAAGACACCUGUAAGCACAUACGAUCCCUCUGAAUGUUUUCUUUUCCUGUAAUUUCUUUGCUUUUAAAAAUUGAAGAAGUUUUAAACCAGCAGGGCUCUCAUUUGGUCAUCCUUGCAAUCCAUUUGGGUCUAGUUUGGAGUCUGACAACUGGAACAAAAAGAACCUUGAAUUCGGUGCAUACUUUGAUUUCGGUGCUGCGGCUUUCUCACGAUCCUCAGCAGGGAUUAAGAAAGAACCCGGUGUGCACGGCAGACCCCAAGAUGGGCGGGCUUGGCCUCCUGGCAAAUUGCUGCGUUUGUCCACUUUUCUGUUCAGGACCACUAAAUGCUGAAAUGUGGAUGCAUACGGAAAUAAAAGCAAUUCAUUGGUUCUACAGGUUUUAUUUUUUGUUUUUUUUAAUUUAGUAUUUGAGUAAAAGCACCUUUUGAAGCAGCAGCUCUCAAGUCUGAAAAGCAAUUGAUGUCGACUUUAAUCUUUUUCUGGGGAAACCUUAGUUCUAAGGUUUUAACGUCCUGUAAGUGAAGUUGAACCUAACAGUAUUCCAUAAGCAGCCUUUUUAUUGUCAGACCAUUGCCUGAUUUUAAUAUAAUAAAAAAAAAAGUGUGCGUU